AAGUCAAGGCUGCAGCAUUUUGUCUUGCAAAGUUUGUGUGAAAUCUGGUCUUUUUUUCGUGACAAAAGUGUAUCUUUUUUUUGAAUAAGAACUUUUUGAAAAGGAUUUUAGUUUUUGUGAAGAUUGAAGCGAUGAAGGCAGGGGUCAUUACAUUUGUGUUAUUUUACAUACAUCAGACAGUUCAUGCCGAAGAUGUUAUCGAUCAGAAUCAAAAGCUCAAAGAACAACAGUCACCAUCCACUGAUCCAUUUCAAUAUCAGAAACUAUCUAAUGACUUUCGGUUGUUAGGUAAUCGCGAAUCAAGUGGCGACACAUUUGAUUUUAACGUCGAUGAUAACCUGAAUGAAAUUCCACGAGGGCCAUUUUACCCAAUGUAUCAGCCACUGGUGUCAGCUCCAGCAGCGACUCCUUCAACUCAAUCAACCCACUUGAAACAAGUUCCACCAUCAUCAAAUAACUUUUCACCAAUGAUGAAUAUGAAUUCCCCUACACCAGUGAUUAUGCAGUACAUGCCACAGGGGGUGCCCACUGCAGGAGUGCAGUAUUUACAACUAAUACCUACGCGUCCUCUGUUAGUGCCAAUUAGUCCCUAUGUCGGACAAAAUUCCGCAGGAUAUUCAUCAGGAUUUACUUAUCCAUUAACGUCAUCAUUAACAUCAUCAAUUCCACCAGCUAAUUCUCUACCAUCAGCACCAUCGCUCUCACCAUCUUAUGCAACUUUUGCAUCUGGAGCCACAUUGUCAUUACCAGCUCCCUCGAUAUCUCCAGCUAAACAAUUUCAACAACCAAUCGAGCUGAACUAUCCACUGAGGUCACCCCCACCGCCAUUGAAUACAAAUUUAUCACCACCAGACAUGGCAUCACUCUCCUCACCACAACAGGCAUCUUUAUCUCAAAAUUAUCGUUAUAUCCGGCCUAAUUCUGGGCUGCAGGUUAUAGACUCAUCGCCAGAUUUGACUCUUAAUCUUAAUGAGUAUAUGCCAAAAAUGGGACCAGACAAUAUUGGGGGUAAAGGCAUUAAGGGAAGGCGAUGAAUUUCGUUCUAAGCUGCAUUGUGUUAAAAAUUUGAUUAGUUUUGUUGUGUUAAGACCAUGUUUACUAUUUAUUCAAUAUA
Messenger RNA from Hermetia illucens (black soldier fly), 1114 nucleotides. Its product is annotated as proline-rich protein 36. NCBI's taxonomy places the organism in Eukaryota, Metazoa, Arthropoda, Insecta, Diptera, Stratiomyidae. The record is from RefSeq and is a predicted model, not a curated record. The coding region runs from base 132 to 1034 and encodes 300 amino acids. The transcript is spliced from 2 exons.